AAACACCACACCUAAAUUUCUCUCCACCAAGUUUCAUACUUAUAUAAACUGCAUACUUGCAGAGCUAACAGGAACAGACAUGGCUUCCACCACGAUUGCUCUUCCGGUGGCUCUCCUGCUGUGCGGGUUCAUGGUGAUUGGAUCCAUACACAGCACGGAGCCAACGGAAGGGAAGAUCUGUCCAUUGUUCUGCAUGGUUGGGAGGAACUACAUGACAUGCCCGUCGACGGGCCGCAAGCAGCUGGAGCCGGCGUGCAACUGCUGCCUCGCUGGCGAGAAAGGCUGCGUCAUCUACUUCAGCAACGGCAACGUGACGAGAUGCCCUAGAGAGUGAUCACAACACUCUUCCUUGUACUUGCAUGAGCAAAUAAGAUUUGUCUUUGAUGCUGAAGAAAAUCGCCCUGGUGUGUACUACGUAAGUAUGUGUCAUGAUGAUUUUGCAAGUACCUAAGAUUGCCAAAAUUCGAUGGUCAUUCAAAAGAUAUAUGAAAUGCAGCAUUUCAUGAAUCCUAUGAUUCAAAAUUCCUGCAAAUUUCGUCAGCAACCAUAGUGUCAUUCCUGGUAUGAGUACCAUGUAACGAA
Messenger RNA from Lolium perenne, 582 nucleotides. NCBI's taxonomy places the organism in Eukaryota, Viridiplantae, Streptophyta, Magnoliopsida, Poales, Poaceae. The record is from RefSeq and is a predicted model, not a curated record.